Papilio xuthus (Asian swallowtail) is the source of this 4675-nucleotide messenger RNA. Its product is annotated as UHRF1-binding protein 1-like. The transcript is spliced from 29 exons. The record is from RefSeq and is a predicted model, not a curated record. NCBI's taxonomy places the organism in Eukaryota, Metazoa, Arthropoda, Insecta, Lepidoptera, Papilionidae. Bases 149 to 3904 code for a protein of 1251 amino acids.
UUCACUUCAUUCACUUUGUCUUCACCACAUCGCAGAAGAAAAGAAAGAAAAUAUCCUCAAAGUAUUGGAAAAAUUGUUUCAGUGGAAAAUAUGUCUCUUAAAUAACAUCCGUAAUAACUAGAUAGCCUUUAUUAAAUUAACAUCGAAAAUGGUUACUAUUAUAAAGAAUCAGCUGUUGAAACACUUAUCGAGAUACACAAAGAAUUUAUCGCCAGAACAAAUCUCACUGUCGGCACUUCGAGGUUCUGGAGAACUGCAAGACUUGACAUUGGACGAGGAUCUGCUGACAGAUCUGUUAGAAUUACCUGCCUGGGUGCGGUUGAGUUCGGCAAAAUGCAAUCGUGCGUCAUUCAGAAUACAAUGGACCAAACUGAAAACAGUUCCUAUUGUUUUGAAUCUGGACGAAGUACACAUAGCGUUGGAAGUGUGUACGGAGCCACGCGUCAUGAACCCUGGUGCGGCAGGCGCUAUGCCUGUACCGGGUAAAUACAGCUAUAUACAUAAGGUUAUAGACGGUAUUUCAGUGGCUGUUAAUCAAGUACAAGUUGACUUCAAUUGCGAUGCCUUUACCAGCAGUGUUCAGAUCUCUAGAGUAACAGUAGAGUCCCGCACACCUGAAGGUAGGAAGGGAGAUCUCAGACUGACGAGAAUCAAGUCUCCCGAUACUGGACAACUUUUGAUAUUCAAGGAAUUGGAAUGGCAGAGCGCAAGAAUAGAGGCGAAAGCGUACGGCGAUGCGGCAGCUAACCUGCCACCUCUCCGCCUGUUGCUAGGCAACACGCACUGCAGGAUUGUUAUCAAGAAACGACUCUCCGACUGUGCGGUGACUGGUUCCCGGCUCGUGGUACGUCCGGAGCCGCUGGCGUGGGCGCUGACAGACGGUCAGCUGCGCGCCGCGCUCGCCUGCGCCGCCGCACUGGCCGGACCGGUGCGCCGCGCAACUCGCGCAGCCACACGAGCUGCCGCCGCACGCAAGAUCGAAGAGCCCCGCGAACAGAUCCAAAGUCGGGCGAGUACAGGCGAGCGGGAUUUGCUCGCGCGCAUGUUCGCCAAGCAUGACGUGCGUGAGACCUCGUACCACCUGCUCGCGCCCAGGAUUGACCUGCAUCUCUGUGAUGACCCUGGAUUGGGUCGUUCAGAGAUGCCGUCUCUGGGUAAAGGUGGUGCGCUGCAGGUGACACUGGUGAGCAUGCAGGCAGAUCUCUUCCCCUAUCACAAGGCUUCUGAUGAUAGGCGACAUUGGAGAGGAUAUAGGGAGGCGGCCACACCACACAGCCAGUGGCUAUCACAAGCUUUGUCGACCUUCUGCACGUCACUGCUGGACACAUUAGACCCUAGACCCCUAACACCCAGUAAUAAGCAACAAAGUCAUCAAGAGAAGACUGAAGCUCCGGUAUCUAAUGGACUUAACCACAAGACAACCGCAACUUCACCGCAGGCUGCACACAAUCCGUCCACUAAUGUUACCUCGCAAGCCUCUCCGACUCGUACUAGAAUACUGCAGCAACUCAGCAAGCUGAUGACGACCUGCCUCGUACUGAGGAUAGACGACUUCACUGUUAAUAAGGUAUCAACAGGAUCAAAAUCCCGAGAGACACCGCGCCCCCUCGUGAGUGCGGAGAAAGCGACGCUCCCCGGAGACGCGGGCUUGCUGCAUGCUGAACUGACCUUCUUCUAUUACCCUGGCGAUGUAUGCUUCCCUGUACCUGCUCCGAAGUUAUACGUGCAGCUGAGUCCAGUACGCGUGUCAGUGGAUGUGCCGAGCGUGGUGUGGCUCUCAGCGUUCUUGCCGCACGUGGCCCGAGCAGUCGCCACUGCGGCUGCAGCAGAUGACCAGGCCAGCUACAUUGAUGUACGCACAGAGGCUAUUAUGCCUAAGUUAGUGCUGGAGGCGGGUCCGGAGCACGUGUCGCAGCAGAGGGACCGACCCAAGGAGUUGCAUAUCUGUACCGCACGAGCCACAUUCACUAAUGUCCGGGAAUCGCCUAGAUCUAAUACGGCAGGCACUCGUGCAGACCUCGCGUCCAUAAUAUCGUGUGUGCGUCGUGCGGCGCCACGUGGGGGAGAGUUCCCCUGCUCACCGGACGACCUUGACCCCAUACAUGAGCAGUUCUUGCUGCAUGCUGAUAAUUUGGACGACAUAGACCGGGGUAGUGCUAUCUCCCCGGAGCUGCUGUGGCGCGAGAGCAGGUCGGUGUGGUGCGCACGCGUAGAGCCGUUGUGGGCGGAUUUCUGCGGCGCACGCGCAACUAACUACAAACCUGCGCCGCUGCUUGAUGCCACGCCCCUCACUGCUUGGCUGUAUUUCGAGGAGGGUUUCUCCCGUAUCUGGGUGAUCGGUCGCACAUGUGGACUAGCGGGGCUGCAGCUCAACCACUACCAGCUACUAUUCCUGCUGCGUACACUCGAGCGCGUCGCUGAGAUGAUGGCGUGGCUCGCGCAUGAUGCCGCGAGACAACCUGAUGGAGAUGAUGGGUCAAUAGUAGCAGGAAUCGUUGUCCCUGCGGUGGAGUUGACACUGGUGCUGCCGUCCAACUGCCCCGGCCAGGAGUCCUCCAGGGACCUCGACAGCGUGCCCCUCGACUCUUCCAGUCUACAAGACCUUAAAUUGGGUUCGGAGGCGACAAUGGCGCCCUCUAUGCAGGACCGUGACAGUGCUGUGCUGUCGCUGCCCGCUCCAAUAGAGGUUUGUAGUGCGCAGCCUCUACCUGCUGAAGAAGUACCGCCCAGUCCAGGGAUCGGCUUUGGAGGUUUCUCAUCAAUGCGUCGAGGUCUGACGUCACUAGUGACGUCACUUGACGCUCUGGGACGUGACGACUCUCGUAGCGACGCGGCCUCCACAGCCAGCUCGGACAGUGAGCGCUACGUGCUUGUCGGUCUCGCCGCGGAGUCGCCAGACGACGCUGACGUCGCAUUUAGGGAGUUCGAGCAGGGGCGCAUGUCGAGUGGGGUGGAGGUGGCGGCUGAGGUGGUGGAGCGCUCCUCCUCGCCCAGCGACCACUCACUCGCCAGCUCCUGCAGGAGACGAGACCUGAUAUCUACGUGUACGUGGCGUUUGAACAACAUUCACUUGGUGCAGCAGAGUGCAGGAGGCAAGUCCUGUCUCCGUGUUGCUGCUGACGACCUCAGCACUGACGAGUGCGCGGCCAUACCAUGGGACGAGUUCCAGAUACGACUCAAGAACAAAUUCUCGAUGCGUGCCCGCGCAUGGACGGAACCUGUCGUGGAUGAGACUGAGUUGACGACGAGAGACACUCCUCACGUUGCUCUCAGAUUGAUUAGAAAUGAACUACCGAAACAAGUUGAUGAAAAGGGAGAGUCUGGUCUAGCUUUAUACGAGGAACUACUAGAAGCUAGAGUACGGGAUUUGAGUAUAGCUCUCAACAUGAGCACCGCACUAGCGCUGGCUGAGUUCAUUGAAGAUGAAAUUAUUGCGCCUCCGAUGCCAUUAGAAGUACUAUUAGAAAAUGUAAAACUCCAUUUAAUCGAAGACCGUCCAACUCGUUCGAUAUCAUCUCCCCCACCACAACCUCUAGACAUGGAGCUGAGUUCACUGCGAGUGUCGCGCGACAGCACGGGCGUGGUCUACCUCGGCCCGCCCCUCGCCACGCCCUCCACUGUCACGUCACCGGCCACGCCCACUCCACAACACGACGACUCAGCAGACCGGAUAGAACAGCUCAGCAAAGAGAAUGAGGAAUUGAGGAAGCGCCUUGUCACCUUGGCUAGGAUAGCAGAGGAUAAUAGGGAGUUGAGAGCCAAAGUGGAAGAAGCGUCAGUAUUGAAGCAGUGUGUGCACGCGGCGCAGCAGGAGGCGGCCACAUUACUGGCCGACAAGCAGCAGCUGUUGGACGCCGUGCGAGUCUUGCAGGAGCAACUAAGUGGUUGUCGCAGCAAAAGGUAGCGGUCCCGCAGCGGCGCGCAGCACUGCCUCGACUGCACGGCGUGCUGCGGCGACCGACACUGAGAGCCCUCGCUGCGUACAUGUAGCACUGCGCCACCGCUCAGCCAACACUGGCCAACACUACGCUGUAACUAUAGGAUGUGCCACAUUCAGAUCUAAAUUUUGUAAACUUAUCUCUAAAAGAUGACACUUUGUAUUUUUUUUUGUAAGGAAAUUGUAAAAUAUAUGUGUACUAAUAAUAAUUAGUGAUGAAAUGUUGGUUUUUUUUAAUGGAAUUUAACGUAAAAGUUGAAGUUUACAAAGCUUAGGUCUUGUGUGUAUGUAAAAUUGCCUAGAUUAUUCAUGAGAUUUAAGUACAGUUAUAGUAUGUUUCAAAUAUCAUGGGAACAAGAGCGGAGUACAGAGAUAAUGGGGAGUGCAUUUCAAGGUCAACCGCCAAGAUAUUUGAAAAGAAAUAUACUUGUAAUAAAUAUAUUACUGCCAAUAAUGAAUUGAAACCCAGUGAUUUGACUAAAAUUUAGACUAGACUUUUGCAUAAACUUUUAUUGACACGGAAAAAAAAUCAUUGCUAAAUUCGUGGAUUUUUUUCUUUACCCAUCACUACAACGUUACUUAAUAAUAUUAUCAAAGGAACAUAAUAUUUUUUUCCAUGUCAAUAAAUAUAUUUCUGUUCACCAAAAGUCAGUAACAAGGCAACAAAUAAACUUAUACUAUAAUAAUAAGGUUUUUUAUACUCAUAUAUAUACUAGUUGUCACCCGCGACUCCGUCCG